AUGGCACGUUUCGAAGAAGGGCUUCAAGUCCUGGCGGAUAUGAGAAGCAAAGGGUAUAUAUUUGAUUCUCACGCGUACUGUACAGUCAUUAGUUGUUUACUUAAGGCAGGUAGGACGAAGGACGCUCAUCAGUGUCUGGAGAAUAUGAUCAUGAAUGGCGUUAACCUUGACAUAGUGGCGUACAACACCCUUAUUAAUCUAUACUGCAAGAACAGGAAGCUAGAAUACGCCUACUUUUUGGUGGAAGAUGCCGAGAAAAGAGGGUUGGUUCACGACGUAUACACACAUACUAUCUUAAUCGAUGGCCUAUGCAAGACCGGAGAUAUAAAAGGGGCGGAACACCACUUGGAGUGCAUGAACAAGAUGGGUUUUGUACCGAAUUUGGUUGCUUUCAAUUGCUUUAUCAAUGGGUUGUGUAAAGCUGGCCAAAUCGACCAUGCAUUGCACGUGUUUAAAUGGAUGGAUGAGAAGGAUUGUUUUACCUAUUCAUCAAUGGUGCACGGUCUUUGUAGGACCGGGAGAUUUCGCGAAGCAUCUAAGCUAUUGCUUUCGUGUAUUAGAGGUGGUAUGAAAAUUCUGAAGUCGGAUAAAGAAGCAGUCAUCAAUGGCACGGCGGCGGAAAGUGAAUUUUCGGCGGCGGCGGCGGCGGCGGCGGAAAUCAUAUCGAGAUUCCAGGCAUACCUCAGAAUCGACACCGCCCAACCCGAGCCAAGGUACGGAGAAGCGGCGGAUUUCAUAAUCUCUCAGGCGAAAUCCCUAUCCCUGGAAACUCAGAUUGUAGAAUUCGUGAAGGGGAAGCCUGUGGUUAUCCUCAAGUGGCCUGGCAAGGAUUCCUCCCUCCCAACUAUCCUCCUCAAUUCCCACACCGACGUCGUCCCUUCCGAGCCUCACAAGUGGUCGCACCCGCCUUUUGGCGCCCAAAUCGAUCGCGCCACCGGUAACAUCUACGCCAGGGGCUCCCAGGACAUGAAAUGCGUCGGCCUCCAGUACUUGGAAGCGAUUCGCAGCCUCAAGGCUUCUGGAUUCCAGCCUAUCCGCACCGUCUACCUCUCCUUCGUCCCCGAUGAGGAAAUCGGUGGCCANAGGAAAUCGGUGGCCACGACGGCGCUGAGAGCUUUGCACAUUAUGAUAUCUUUUCGAAGAUGA
This is a messenger RNA of Ipomoea triloba (trilobed morning glory), 1146 nucleotides long. Its product is annotated as pentatricopeptide repeat-containing protein At5g46680-like. The transcript has 3 exons. Gene Ontology annotation, molecular function: aminoacylase activity; protein binding. The record is from RefSeq and is a predicted model, not a curated record. The coding region runs from base 1 to 1146 and encodes 381 amino acids. Lineage: Eukaryota; Viridiplantae; Streptophyta; Magnoliopsida; Solanales; Convolvulaceae.